AUGUCUACCGCCCUCCCCUCACCCCUCACCCCCGCCCCCCCGCCGGGCUUCUUCCGGCGACUCUUUGUUUUCUCCGACGACCGCGUACCCCCCCUUUUCCCCCCACCCCGAGCGAGCCCGGGGUUGGGGCUGGGGGGCAGCGGGCCGCGGGCCGAUCCCCAGCCGGGGCCGCCGCCACCGCCGCCUCCUGAUCCCUGUUCCGGGGCUGCAGCAAGUGGUCUCGCGGGGAGGCCAGAGGCUGCGAGUCCGCGGGUAAGGGAAAGCGUCCUGAGGCAGGAAGGAGGAGGAGGGGCGGACUCGGAAAUCCGAGCUCCCAGCAGAGCUUCCUCACUCAGCUCAACUGGGGAAGUUCGCAUCCGGCCUGAGUGCCCGGACAACGCAACCCGUCCGGCGCUUAACUUAGGCAGCGCUUUCAACGAACCCCCUCCGCCGCUGGCUCCCCAGAGCAGAGCUGAGCUGACCCCCAUCCCCCAAUCCUCGGUCCCCGGCAGCUCCCUCAGCCUCCACGCCUUCCCAGCCUGGGGCCCGAAGAUCAAGCAGCCACUCCCCCUCCCCGCUGACCCGUCGACCUCCACCUCAGGGCUCAACCCCCUCUCAUUCAUGGUCCUGGAGUCUGGGUGGGUGAGGGCGCCUGCGGGAGACCCAGCUACUGAAGUGAGAGACAGCGGGACUGCCACCAUCCCUUCUUCCUUCUUGGGGCUAGACGAGUCAGCCGGUCCUGGAGUACGGGUUCACCGGGUUCCCAGAGCUGCAGCUCCCGGGACGUACGGGCGGGCUCCAGCUGCACGGAUCCUCCGGUCCCCAGUGCUUCCCUCGGUCUCUGUGCUCGCGGCCGCAGCGCCCCCGAGUCCCGGUUACUCUCUGGCCCGCGCGCCACCGCGCGCUCAGCCUCUCGUCAUGUUGCCUCGGCAGCCCUGUUGCCAGCGGGCCCCCCCCGCCCCCCUCCCCAGCAGCCCGCUACCUGCCUCCCUCCUCCCCUCCGGCCGCCGCCUAGUGGAACGGUCCGCGGACCUCACCAUCUGCUCCUCGAAGCGCGGGGCCCCGGCUCCUGCUGCGCAGCCCCCUCAAUCCCACCCCGUGCUCCCUACAGAGUGGAAUGGUCUGUGGGCCUCACCAUCUGCGCCCCCUGGGAGAGGAGGUGGGGCAGAAGAGGUCAAAAAGAUGUAA
This is a messenger RNA of Antechinus flavipes (yellow-footed antechinus), 1167 nucleotides long. RefSeq names its product nascent polypeptide-associated complex subunit alpha, muscle-specific form-like. NCBI's taxonomy places the organism in Eukaryota, Metazoa, Chordata, Mammalia, Dasyuromorphia, Dasyuridae. The record is from RefSeq and is a predicted model, not a curated record. Bases 1 to 1167 code for a protein of 388 amino acids. The transcript is spliced from 5 exons.